Caenorhabditis elegans is the source of this 768-nucleotide messenger RNA. The record is from the annotation of a RefSeq genome assembly. Lineage: Eukaryota; Metazoa; Nematoda; Chromadorea; Rhabditida; Rhabditidae.
AUAUUUCAUAAUUUUCAUAUUUUAAGACUUUCAAGGUAUGCAUAUAAUUUAUUUUUUGCCUCAGCCGGAAUGUUAAGAUCUUUAGUAAUAUUUUUUAAAUUUGGACUAUACGAAUUAUUUAUUUUUACACUAUUUUCUGUGUUAUUUAUUUCUUUUGCUUGAGGUAAGGAUAUUGCUAUAGAAGGUUUAAGAGGUUACCAUAAUUUUUUCGUUAUAGACGGGUUUAAAUUCGGAGUAAUUUUAUUUGUGUUUAGGGAGUUUAUAUUCUUCUUUUGUAUUUUUUGAACAUUUUUUGAUGCUGCUCUAGUACCAGUACACGAGUUGGGAGAGACUUGAUCACCUUUUGGAAUGCACUUAGUUAAUCCAUUUGGUGUACCGUUAUUAAAUACAAUUAUUUUAUUAAGGAGUGGUGUUACAGUAACUUGAGCACAUCACAGAUUACUUAGAAAUAAAAGAUGUACUAAUAGUAUAAUUUUAACAUGUUUAUUGGCAGCUUAUUUUACAGGAAUUCAAUUAAUAGAGUAUAUAGAAGCUAGAUUUUCUAUUGCAGACGGAGUAUUUGGAAGGAUUUUUUAUUUAUCUACGGGAUUUCACGGAAUUCAUGUCUUGUGUGGUGGUUUGUUCUUAGCAUUUAAUUUUUUACGUCUUCUAAAAAAUCAUUUUAAUUAUAAUCAUCAUCUGGGGUUGGAAUUUGCUAUUUUAUAUUGACAUUUUGUUGAUGUAGUGUGAUUAUUUUUAUUUGUGUUUGUUUAUUGAUGAUCUUACUAA